Meloidogyne enterolobii is the source of this 321-nucleotide messenger RNA. The record is from the annotation of a GenBank genome assembly. NCBI's taxonomy places the organism in Eukaryota, Metazoa, Nematoda, Chromadorea, Rhabditida, Meloidogynidae.
AAAAUGAAAUUUAGUAAUUUAGGAAUUAUUGAGCCAGCGCAUCUGCCAGACAAUUUUCCAAUCCCCGUUGACAUUUCCACGGAUGAAAUAGAUGCAAAACUUGAGCAAUUUUAUGCCAUAAUUAAUAACGGUGAAGCAAUUAUAAAUGAAUGUGAAAAUUGGCAUGAGUGGGCAAACACUGCAAUUGUCCAGCUGCCUAAGAAUAUAACAACAAUAAAAGACGAGACUCCUAUAAUUGCUCGUCAUAUUAUAGUGCAGCUUUCCGUAAAAGCUUUGCCAAUUGGAAUGAGAAUAUUGGUUUUCGUCAAAUUAACAAAUUGA